AUGCUGCAGCUAUUAGAGGAGGUAAAAGAAGAAAAGGAGACACUUGUGCAGCAAAGGAGACACCUAAGAGCAGAGGAGAAUAAACUGCAGCAAGAGAUGGAUGAAGCAUCAAAGGGUUUAAGUCUCUUCCAGGCCGUUCUUAUGGACUUAGGGGUGUCUCCUUUUAAUGCUUUUUAUUCCCGUAAGAAAAAAGGGGACAGCAGCAGCAGCAGCAGCAGCAGCAGCAGCAGCAGCAGCAGCAGCAGCAGCAGCAGCAGUAGCAGCAGCACUAACAGCAGCAAGGCGGGCCCCCAUGAGGGUACAGCAACAAUGGGUAUUAAAGCAGCAGAGAGGAGACCGUCGGCCUCGCAGUCUGCUGCUGCUGCUGCAACAGCAGCAGCAACAGCAGCAACAACAGCAGCAGCAGCAACAGCAGCAGCAGCAGCACCAGCAAAGAUUGAGGGUACAGUGGGAACCUCUCUCCCUGCAGAGGCCCCCCUAAGCACAGUAGCAGCACUAAACAGGGGCCCUCAGGGGGGCCCCUCUGGGGGCCCCUCUUUGGGUUCCCCAGCUGAGGGUACAGGUGCCUGUGGGGCCCCCACCUCAUACACUGCAGCAGAAGGGGUACGGGGGCCCCCAUUGGUGUCUCUACCUCCUCUAAACCCCUCAAGGGGCCCCCAGAUGCUGCAUGCAGGGGGCCCCCUGCAAGAGGAGACAGCGGAGGCACCGCAGCCAGCAGAAGAUCCCAGCAGCACUCCUGCUGCUGCUACUCCUGCUGCUGCUGCUGGGAGCUUGAGCAGCAGCAGCAGCAGCAGCAGCAGCGACAAAUGGGGUGGCUUGAAUCCUCCAGCUCCCUCCAAAGGGAGCAGCAGCAGCAGCAGCAGCAUAAACAGCAGCAGCACUAGCAGCAGCAGCACUAGCAGCAUCAGCACCAUCAAUCGAAACAGCAGCAGCAGCAGCAGCAGCAUCAUGAGCAUGAGCAGCUUCAGCCGAAGCAGCAGCAGCAGCAGCAGCAGCAGCAGCAGCAGCAGAUGGCAGCAAGAAUGGAACUGCAGGAGUCGUUUGCUGGCGCUGCAGAUAAGCGAUGCCUUAGGCAUAGAGGAAUCCUCAGGAGGAUUUGCUGCUGCUGCUGCUGCUGCAGCAGCAGCAGCAGCAGAAGCAGCAGCAAACGAUGAUUAUUAUGAUGAUACUGCAGCAGCAGAUGAAGCAGCAACGGAGAUACAGCAGCAAACGCUGGAUAGUGCUGCUGCUGGUACCGCUCCUUCUGCUGCUGCUGCUGCUUCUCCUGCUGCUCCUGAUGCUGCUUCUGCUGCUGCUGAUCCAGGGCCUGUUGCAACGGAAGAGUCUUCUGCUGCUGCUGAUGCUGCUGCUGAUCUGCAGCCCGCAACUACAACAGCAGCAGCAGCAGCAGGGACAGUUUGCCCACAAGAAAAAACGGAGGGUCUCAUUGGGGGCCCCUCAGCAUACGAGGGGGGCCCCCGCGUUAAGGGGGCCCCCGCAAUGGAGGGUACUGAGGAGGUGUCUGCUUCUGCUGCUAAGGAGACAGCAAACGGCAGCAGAGAGGGGCCCCCCGUAAGACCCUCUGCUGACGGCCAAGGGGCCCCCCCCUCUGCUGCAGCAGCAACGGGGCUCCAUCUGCCGAUCGGCGCGGCUAAUAGCAGCAGCAGCAGCAGCAGCAGUGUCUACACGGGCAGCAGCAACAGCAGCAACAGCAGCAGUCGCGACACCACAAGCUGCAGCGGGAUUUUAGCAGACAGGUGCAGCAACGACAGCAGCAGCAACCGAAUAGAAGAGAGCAGCAGCAGCAGGAACAGGAGCAGCAGCAGCAACAGCGACAGGAGCAGCAGCAGCACCAGCAGCAGCAGCAGCAGGAGGAAGGCUGCAGCAGAGCCCCUUACUCUCUCUGAAGCAGUCGGCAGCAGCAGGCUAUGCAGCAGCAGCAGCAGCAGAAGCAGCAGCAGCAGCAAACAAGCAGAUACUGCAGCACGACUUCCUUCAGAGGGGACCCCACCAAGAAACAAUCAGCAUUGCGCUGCAGCAGCAGCAGCUCCUCCAGCAGCAGCAGCAGCUGCUGCUGCUGCUGCUCCUGCUGCACCGAAGGGGUAUGUGGGUGUAGAGGGCCCCUCUACUGCUGUACCCUUUUAUCGAGGGAUGGAGGGGCCCCCCCCAAGCAGCUUAAGGAGAGAGGGGGGGCCCCCAAAGACCCUUUGGGGGGUACCGCCGCCUAGUAGACCAGCAGCAGCAGGAGCAGCAGCAGCAGCAGAGCCUAGAGCAGCAACAGCAAGUGCACCAGCAGCAACAGCACCUACAGCGUCAGCAGCAGCAACUGCAGCAGCAACAACGGCAACGAGCAAGUUAGAUGCUGCUGCAGGGGCCCCUAAGGAGAAGCAAGGAAGUACCCUAGGGGGCCCCCAACUAGAUGUUAAGGUUAAUGACACACAGAAAGGGGACAUUCAUAUAUAUUGGCAAGUUAAGGAGGGGCCCCCGGGGGCCCCGGGGCCCUUGGGGCCCCUUGAGUUGCAGGCUUGUGUGGUAAACUGCAGCAGCAACAUCAGCAGCAACAGCAGCAGCAGCAGCAGCAGCAAGCAGCAGCAGUUGCUGCUACACUCUACAAGCAGCCCCCUUGUUAUCUCCCCUCCCUGCAGCAGCGGAGAGUACCACAUAACGCUGCUGGUUAGGCCCGUACAGCAGCAGCAGCAGCAGCAGCAGCAGCAGCGCAGCAAUUUGCCGCCAAUAUGUGGGGUGUCUGUACAGCUGGUCCUAGACAGCAGCAAAAUCACCAGCCAGAGGGUUCGUACCCUUCCUGUCCAUAGGCUGUCAGUAAGGGGGCCCCAGGGGCCCCCCAACAGGGGGCCCCCCUCCUCAAUAAAUUACAACAAGGGUAAUCAGGCACAAUCAAUGGGGGGGCCCCUAGGGCCUCAACCUAACAAAGUAGAAAAAGGAGGGGCCCCCCAGCCGCUGCUGCAACCACAACAGCAGCAACGGCAACCACAUCAGCAGCAGCAACAGCAGCAACUGCAGCAGCAGCAGCAGCAGCAACUGCAGCAGCAGCAACUGGAGGAGCAGCAACUACAACAUCAACUACAACGGCAGCAGCAAUUGCGACAGCAGCAGCAACAACUGAAAGAGCAACUGCAACAGCAGCAGCAACUGCAGCAGCGGAAGCAGCAGCAACUGCUGCAGCAGCAGCAACUACAGCAGCAGCAGCAGCCGCAACAGUCAAGAGCUUCGCACCUCCACACUGAGGAAGACCCCACAAUUACAGGGGCCCCCGGGGGCCCCUCAGGGUACAGCCUUACAUCGAGCAGCAGAUGCAUGCAGUCUGUUGUCCUUACACCCAAUGCAGAAGCAGCAGCAACCGCAGCAGCAGCAGCAGCAGCAAGAGGACCCUCACCAACAUAUCCUGUAUCUCCUGCUGCUGCCUUAGGGGUCAAGACCCCAAAGUCUGCUGCUGCAACUGCUGCUGCAGCAUUAGAGGCAGCAGCAGGCCCUGCAGCAGCAGCAGCAGCAACUGAAGCAGCAGCAGCAGCACCAACAACACCUCGCCGUGCAGCAGCAGCAGCAAUUGCCUUGGCAGCAGCAUUCUCUCCUCGUGCUGCUGCAGCAACAGCAAAGGCAGCAGCAAAAGCAACACAAAUGUUGGGGGCCCCCUUGACCCCUAAAGUUGAGGGCCCCCCUCCACCUCUCUCGAGGUCUUCGUGCCCUACGGGGGCCCCCCAAGGGGGCCCCCCUUCAGCUCCUUCGAGGGUCUCGUGCCCUCCGGGAGGGGCCCCCCAAGGAGGCCCGCCUGCUGCUCCUUCGAGGGUCUCGUCCCCUGCGGGGGCCCCCCAAGGGGGCCCCUCUGCCAAAAAGGGGCCCCCUAACAUUCAACUGACAAGGACCCACCUAAGGCAGAUGAUAAAAAACCCCGUAGGUUGUCCAGGGGGGCCCCCAAUGGCUGUGGGGCCCCCCAUGGGGGCCCCCUCCCAAGAGGGUACUACGUUGUUUGCUGCUGCACCUGCAGAGGUUGGGACCCUAGAGUACACUGUACCCAGUCGGGGAAGUUGGGGCCUCUGGAGGCCCCCGGGGGCCCCCUUCGCUCCUUCGCCCUCUGGAGAGGUGCAUGCGCAGGCUACUGCAGCAGCAACAGCUUCUGCUGCUGCUGCAGCAGGCUGGGGCCCCCUGCAGCAGCAACCGACUCGGCUGACUCAGGGUACCGCUGUACCCUUCGGUGUUGUUACCCAUAAGGGGGCCCCCGUUGCUACAGGCCCUGAGCAAUAUGCGGGGGCCCCCUUGAUGGGGACUUCUUGGAGGGGGGCCCCCCCAGCAGCAGCAACGGCAACAAUCCGAAGUACCUCGAUUGAUUCGGGGGCCCCCCAGCAAGCACAAGGACCCCUAACUCCCUUAGCGGGGGCCCCACUAGGACCCUAUACUAUAAGGGGCCCCCAAGUAUCUACUAUACCUACAGUGUCUGUACACCCCACAAUACAUCAUCAAGAAGACACAAUAAGACCCCCUUGGGGGCCCCCUUCGUACCCUCUUGGGGCCAUGGGGCCCCCCGGACGAACAGCAGCAACGUACGGGGGGCCCCCUACAGGGGCCCCGAGAGGCAGAUCGCCACCGUACAUUGAAAGGGGGCCCCCAAGGGGGCCCCCUUCUGUUGAUAGCAGCAGCAGAGGGUACAGCGUGGUACCCAUGUACAGACCAACCAGGUACUGCAGGGAGACAUUAAGUGAGACCUUGAGGGGCCCUCAGGGGCCCCUCGACGGGACCACCAAGAUGGCUGCAGAGGGGCCCCCCGGGGUGCCCCCCCAGGGAUGGGGGGCCCCCCUUUGUAACACAAUAACGGGAUGCAGGAUAGUGGGGCCCCCUCUAACCAGGAGGGCCCCCAGCCUAGCGAGGCCCUCCUGUGGGCCCCUUAUGGGUAUGCCAGGGGGGCCCCUCAACACCACUCAAGUAAGCAUACACACCAGCAGCAGCAGCAGCAGGAACAGCACACAGAGCACUGUGCAGCUGCAGGGGCCCCCCAACGGAGCCUGUGCUGCUGCUGCUGCGCAACACCAUAUGUGGCUGAUGCAGCAGCAAUACCUCAGGCAACAGUGGCAACAGCAGCAGCAGCAGCAGCAGCAGCAGCAGCAACACCAACAGCAGCAGCAGCAGGGUUCACAUACACCCCGAGGGGCCUCCCUGAGGGUACCACAACUGUUUGCCCCUCAGCAGACACCUAAAGAUGUCUCCCUAAUCAGCACUAGGGGGCCCCCCAUGCAGCAGCAAACCCUGCAGCAGCAGCAGCAGCAGCAUUACCUGCAGCAGCAACAGCUGCUGCACUUACAGCAAAUGCAAGGUCAUCAACAACACCAAGAAGCAGCAAGGCUCCAUCAGCAGCAGCUGCAGCAGCUGCAGCAGCAGCAGCAGCAGCAAGACCACCCCCCACCGCAGCAAGCCAAACAGCAGCAGCAGCAACAGCAGCAGCAGCAGCAGCAGAAGCAACAUGGAUCCCCCCUACGUCUUAUUAGGGCCUUAGAUCCUCCUCCUCAUGAGCAGCAGCUAACACAAGGUCAUUACCUCUCGCAGCAGCAGCAGCAGCAGCAGCUGCGGCAGCAGCAGCUGCUGCAGCAGCAGGCGCAGCAGCAGCAAAGGCAGCAGCAGCAGCAGCAAAUGGGCCCCCCUAGACAACCCCAAGGGGUUUAA
Molecule: messenger RNA, 5649 nt
Organism: Eimeria maxima
Lineage: Eukaryota; Apicomplexa; Conoidasida; Eucoccidiorida; Eimeriidae
Exons: 4
Coding region: 1-5649 (1882 amino acids)
Biological process (GO): microtubule-based movement; mitotic cell cycle
Cellular component (GO): microtubule
Molecular function (GO): microtubule binding; plus-end-directed microtubule motor activity
Source: RefSeq, a predicted model, not a curated record